GUAACUCGAACCGGGAAGGAAGAUGGAAGGAAAGACUUCUAGAGAGUUUGAUGAAUCGUGUAUUUUCUGCCAUUUUGCGCACAAUAGAGACGAAGAAACGACUGUUCUUAAGCAGGACAAAGAGUUUGUUUGCUUCAGAGAUAUUGAUCCUGUUGCUCCUCAUCACUACCUGGUUAUUCCUAGAGACCACAUUGUCAGCUGCAAAUCACUGAACAGAACCCACAUUGACCUCGUUGAAAGGAUGGCCAAAUUUGGGAAAGAAGUCCUCCUGGACCAGGGGAUCACUGAUAUGGAGAAUGUAAGGUUGGGGUUCCAUCAGCCUCCCUUCAUCUCAGUAGAACACCUUCACCUCCAUGUGCUCGCCCCGGCUAGCCAGAUCUCAACUUCUAUGCAGUACAAGUUCACCCCAGGAACUGACCGUUUUAUUGCUGAAAGGUCUCUAAGGGAGCGUUUAAAGAAAGUGUCUCCACUUACCUUUGCAAGUUUUAGACAAUAUUUGGGAUUUUAGGUUUUGGAUCCAACAUUUAACCUAAAGGGAAAAUGUUGGAGCUUAAGGAGCCUCUAAUGAUCAUGGAGCUGUGGUAAAAAAAAAAAUUCAGCCUGGAAAGAAACUUUUACAAGCACUGGCUGUUAAGACAGAAAAGCUGAAAUCCAGUGUGCUGUUUUGAACAUUUAUUGUUCAUCCAUCCAUUAUGUAGCACCGAGGUUGCAAGGGGGGCUGGUGCCUCUCUCCAGUGGGAUACACCUUGGACAGAUCGUCGGUCUAUCGCAGGGCAACACAGAGACAAACAGGACAAACAACCACACAUGCGCACACUCACACUUAAGGAGAAGCCAAAGUCCCCGGGGAGAACCCACGCAUUUACAGAGAGAACAUGCAAACUCCAGGUUGGCUGGAACUCCAACCCAGGACCUUCUCGCUACAAGGCAACUAUUCUACCCACUGCACCACUGUACAACCAACACAUUUAUUUACUUUUUAUUUUUUAAUCAUUUUAUCUUUAUGUUUAGUCACAUUUACAUGUUAAGGAGACAAUAAGCCAAACUGUGGCAUAUAAAUCAUCAAUUUUAGAUUGAAUUGUUUACUGAAAUAUAUGUAAAGCAAGUUAUUAUUUUAUAGUUAUUUAUAAUUAGUACCAAAUGAACUGUUAGAUAACUAAUAUAAACAUUAAAAGGUGAUUUUUGACUUGUUUGAAAAAUGGUCUUGAUAUAUAAAAAAGAUGCGUACUUCUUGUAAAAUGUGUUUUUUAUCAGUGAAAUGAAAAAGAUUGUGAUUGUGAUUGAAAAAAAAGCUUCCUGUAUUUAUUCUUGGAUUUAUUUUAAAGUUAUAAAUGUCAAUUUAAGCUUAUAAAGCGAUAAAACAAUUGUUUAUAGGAUAGAAAUUCUCAAUAUUUGUUUCACCUCAAAAUAGUUUUUGUUCACAUCAUUUGGAGUCAAGGGUUACAAUUUUGUGACUGUUGUGUUUCUUUAAAGAUGUACAGCAUAUGAGCCAACUUAUGUUGUAAUUUAAGUGCUGAAAUCAAACUCAUCCGCUUGAUGUAUUUUUUAUUUCGUCAGUGUGCUUUUGAUUCCUCGCUUGUAUGACAAUUUGUAAUGGCCAUAAUGAAGUUUACAUACCUCUAAAAAUGUUCAUUUUUUUAUUAUGAUCAAGACAAAAUAUUUUAGCACUUUUUCCCACAUUUAUUGUGACAUACAUCCUACAAAUAAACUAAAUAUAAACCAACAUGUUAGAGCAAAACAAAAGUAAUACAUAUACAAAUGCUGCAAUAACCUG
Xiphophorus maculatus (southern platyfish) is the source of this 1774-nucleotide messenger RNA. RefSeq names its product histidine triad nucleotide-binding protein 3-like. The transcript is spliced from 5 exons. The coding region runs from base 23 to 508 and encodes 161 amino acids. NCBI's taxonomy places the organism in Eukaryota, Metazoa, Chordata, Actinopteri, Cyprinodontiformes, Poeciliidae. The record is from RefSeq and is a predicted model, not a curated record. Gene Ontology annotation, molecular function: catalytic activity.